UAAAUGCACGAUACCGGUUUGUCAGUUUAACAGUUCGACAGUUCGUUAGGAGAUACUAUGGUCGCCACGCUAUCUUUGGGAUCCUCAGCACUCUUCCUGCUCGCCAUUUCGGCGAGUAGCGAAUCCGUAGUGGUCGAUGAGAAAUAUCUAAAGUUCCCACCGAACUUUCUCCUGGGCGCAGCAUCAGCGGCAUACCAAAUAGAGGGAGCAUGGAACGUGAGUGAUAAAGGAGAAAGUGUUUGGGACCAUUUCACCCAUCUUAAGGGUAAUCGAAUUUUCAAUAAUACAAAUGGCGAUGUUGCAGCUGACUCUUAUCAUAAAUACAAAGAUGAUGUUGCCUUACUUAAGAACAUUGGGUUCAAGUCGUACCGAUUCUCUGUGAGCUGGCCGCGCAUUCUCCCGACCGGAUUCGCGAAUCAAGUCAGUAAAGAUGGUGUCCAAUAUUACCAUAACUUAAUCGAUGAACUAUUGAAGAAUGAUAUUGAACCUUUGAUGACUCUUUAUCAUUGGGACCACCCACAAAUCAUAGAAGAUGCUGGUGGUUGGAUGAACGGAGAAAUGGUUGAUUGGUUUGGUGACUACGCAAGAGUCAUUUACCGCGAGUUUGGCUCGAAGGUGAAGAAGUUCAUCCCGAUAAACGAGCCUAUAUCGUUUUGCAAGAAUGGUUACUCUCACGGCAAGGAAGCACCUGGCAAGAGUCUGCAUGGUAUUGGCGAGUACUUGUGUAUGCAUAAUGUGGUCAAGGCUCAUGCAAGAGCGUACAGAAUCUACGAGGCCGAGUUCAAACAGACUCAGAAGGGCCAAGUUGGUUUUUUGAUCAACUUGUGGGCCUACAUGCCUAAAACGCCUGCGGACCAAAACGCUGCGGACAUUUCGUUUGAAUUCAAUGUUGGUUGGACUAUGCAUCCGAUUUACUCCAAGGAGGGUGAUUAUCCGGCCGUGAUGAAGACUAUGAUAGCUAAGAAGAGCAAAGAACAAGGAUAUCUCAGGUCCCGUUUGCCUACAUUUACUCCUGAUGAGAUCAAAUACAUAAGAGGAGCCUCGGAUUUCUUGGCUGUAAAUCACUAUACCGCAAGACUGAUUACACUUGGUAAUACAGGAAAAGUGCCGUCCCAUGAAAACGAUAUGGGUGUGGUAGAAAUCAUUGACAAAUCCUGGAAAACAUCGGCUUCCGAGUGGUUGUUGGUUGUGCCUGAAGGAUUCCGAUACAUUCUACGUCAACUUGCACAACAUUAUGGUAACCCACCGAUGUACAUAACUGAAAACGGUGUUUCCGAUCGCGGAUCGCUCAACGACGACGAAAGAAUUGAAUACUUUCGCGAAUACUUGAAGCAAAUGCACCUCGCUGUUUACGAAGAUGGCGUCAACUCUAGUAAUAAUGCCCGCUUUGGUAUCGUGUCCGUUGACUUCAACGACCCAGAAAGACCCCGAACCUGGAAGAAGUCUGCUUCCUGGUGGAACAAGGUUAUUACCGAUGGUAAAAUUGAUCAAUAAUGAAGAAUAUCACAGAUACCAUAAAUAAGUAAUUAAAUAUUGCGGAUUGUAAGAUAAAUCAGAGUCCAUUUUUCAUGCACAAAUGUGCACUUUUGUUUUUGACGUAUGCAUUAAAAAUUAAAAUAAUUAAUUAUCCAUUUA
This is a messenger RNA of Ceratina calcarata, 1635 nucleotides long. RefSeq names its product myrosinase 1-like. The transcript is spliced from 8 exons. The coding region runs from base 58 to 1494 and encodes 478 amino acids. NCBI's taxonomy places the organism in Eukaryota, Metazoa, Arthropoda, Insecta, Hymenoptera, Apidae. The record is from RefSeq and is a predicted model, not a curated record. Gene Ontology annotation, biological process: carbohydrate metabolic process. Gene Ontology annotation, molecular function: beta-glucosidase activity.